Messenger RNA from Trematosphaeria pertusa, 1412 nucleotides. RefSeq lists its product as uncharacterized. The transcript has a single exon. Lineage: Eukaryota; Fungi; Ascomycota; Dothideomycetes; Pleosporales; Trematosphaeriaceae. The record is from RefSeq and is a predicted model, not a curated record. Bases 94 to 1101 code for a protein of 335 amino acids.
CACAUGACCUAGACUUCCUACUUCGGUUUGAAAACACCAGCAUUCACUCCCCUUCUCUUAAUUUUUCACUAAUUCACUUUCCCAAUCGGCGUUAUGCGCUGGUUCGUCACUGCGGCAUGCCUCCUUGCAUGCCUCUUCGCAGGCAUUGCCCGUGCCGCCAACACCGUCAAGAUCGUGAACCACUGCCCCUACGAUCUCUUCUUCUGGGUCGUCGGCCCCGGCUGGCAUGUCCUCGACGAACAGCACAUCAUCGUCCCCGGCAAUCACGGUAGCGUCAUCCACGGCAUGAUCGACACCACAGGCACCGGCGGUGGCAUCAGCCUCAAGAUGCGCGACGUCCCCCGCUACGCCGUCGCCCCCGCUGGUAUCCUCCAGGCAGAGUACAAGUUCGAGCCCGCCACCCAUAGCAUCUGGUACGACUUCAGCGCCAUCGACUGCAACAAGGCAGCCCCGCCCGACAGCCCAGACUACUGCCCAUUCUCCCAGGGCGGAGUCAAGAUGUGGGUCCCUGGUGCGGAUCCGGCUUUUUGCCCUGUUGCUCAGUGCUUGCCGGGUCUGGGAUGCGAGAGAACGUAUCUGGAUCAUGGGAGCUGGCACAACGAGCCUUCGUUUCGCUGCGACAUCGGGCACGACAUCCUCUUUGAGACCUGCACCCAUCUCGCUGCCCCGAAGACCCACGUCGUUGACGAUGACGAACUUCAGCCCUGGAUCCCUCUUUACCCUCCUCUGCCUCCGUCGCCGUCGCCGUCGCCGCCGCCGCCGCCGCCGCCGCCGCCACCACCAACACCAGCACUGCCAGCGCUCCCGCAGCCCCCAAUGUUCCAGCAGCCGCCAACCUAUCCGCCACCUCCCGACUACCCGUCCGGGACUAUCUGCUACGAUCCGGAUUGCCUCUGCUACUCGACGACCCAACCAUACCUCUGGCCUGAUUCCUUCCCCGACAACACGCCGCAGUGCCCCGGCUACUGGCCGUAUACUUCUCGAGAGGAGUACAAAUGCCAGGUGCAUGGUGCCUGCGCUUCGCCGUCGUCCGAGGAGGACUCAUUCUGGAAGAGGAGGAUGCUCAGGAUCCAUCAGGCGGUGAACGGGACCCAAGCCUAGUCGGAUAUUUAGGUCUACAUGGCGUUUUCGGGUGGGUGUAAUUUGGUGUGUCUUCCCCCCAUUCCCCCCUCCUUCCCUUUGCUCUCGCCUCGGUGCAACUUGCAACCGCUGAGCCAACUAACAACUACUAUAGGCAUCUCGGAAAAAAAAGUGAGUUGGUGGGUGCGUGGAUGGGUUAUGCGUUGUCGUAAUGGAGUAUGUGGUUCGAUACCCCCUCAGGGUCCAGCGUUGGACUAGUUCUCAGUAGUAGUACCGUAGUUUCCUUCACACUAAUGUAAUGUCUUGCUUACUCAUAUACCUAAUAUUUCCCU